This is a messenger RNA of Archocentrus centrarchus (flier cichlid), 2748 nucleotides long. RefSeq names its product zinc finger protein 574-like. The coding region runs from base 136 to 2223 and encodes 695 amino acids. Gene Ontology annotation, molecular function: sequence-specific DNA binding; DNA-binding transcription factor activity, RNA polymerase II-specific. Lineage: Eukaryota; Metazoa; Chordata; Actinopteri; Cichliformes; Cichlidae. The transcript has 5 exons. The record is from RefSeq and is a predicted model, not a curated record. Gene Ontology annotation, biological process: regulation of transcription by RNA polymerase II. Gene Ontology annotation, cellular component: nucleus.
ACAACAUCCAAAUGCUGCAGCUGUUAGCCUGCCAUCGCUGUUUAUGUUACGAUGCAGUGGUUCCAGCAGGGGAGCGUUUAAAUUUAACGCUGUCUAACCACCUCCUAGAAGGGAGUGCCACAUUUGCAGCCCAGCAUGUGCUCCGUAGUCGGUUGUAAUUCGUGGCGACACAAUGUGCAGCGGUUCAGGUUACCAGAGGACCCAGAGAGGAGACUGGAGUGGGUCCAGUUUCUUUUUGAAGUCAACCGGCAGCGACUUAAAGAAUCGUCCUGGACCGAUAUCACUAUUUGCAGGGAACAUUUCACAGACGACUGCUUUGUAAGCUUGACUCUGACGGACACGGUCCAGCUGAAGCCCGGUGCUGUCCCUUCACUGUGCGUCAACACGGAACCAGAAGAACCUGCGGUGAACCCGCUGAAUGUGGAGCCUGUGGAAAUGACAGAUGCAGUCAGUCAGUGUGAUGGCCUACAGUUAUGUAAUAGCUCAAAUUCCUCCCCAGAAAUAACAGAACAUACCUUGAGAGAUGCGCUCACUCCUGGAUCUUCAAACACAGAUUUAAACCAGGAACUGCCUGCACUUCAGAAAGGCAAAUACAUAGUGAAUGAAAACUGCCUCCUCGAGUUGUUUGGCCACAAGUGUCCAUCGUGUGGAGGCAGACUCCAGAUGGUGAAAGUCACCUAUGGGGAACUUAUUAUCUUGAACCAACGGUGCCUUAAGUGUGACUACAAAAACCAGUGGAAAAGUCAGGCCAGUGCCAGUGUCCCAACAGCUGCAGAUGGGGGCCUGACAGGAGGCACCAAAACUCCAGAGACCCAGCUGGCGGUGCUAACAGACGACAAUGCCAACACUGCAGUUUUGUCUGAGAUUGUUACUUUGAGUGAAGAAAAAAGCGAUCCUUCAGAUGACGAAGAGGAAAGCAAGACAGGCGGGAUGAGUUCAGAUGGGGACUGGAAUCCAACGGAGGAAUUCUUGGUGGCUGACGAGCUCACAAAGGAGUCUGAGGAGGAAACUGAGGAUGAAGGCGCAGAGGAAGAUUUCGAUUCCCCGGGUGGCCUCGAAAUUAAUGAGCUCUGCACCGAGUGUGGACGCUUUUUCCUCAUCUUGAAGCCUCACACGUGCGAGCACAAAAUAAAGCCCUAUUCCUGCAAUAUUUGUGGAAAAAGGUGUGUUUCUGAGAUUUCUUUAAAAAAUCAUAGCAAAGUCCACAAUGAAACCUACGAGCUUCCAUGCAAAUAUUGCUAUAUCACUUUCAAAACCAGGGUGGACAAAUUUAAACACGAGCAGACCCACCAAGAUAAAAAAGAUCCCUUUAAAUGUCCCGACUGUCCAAAAACAUUUGGCACCAGUAAAGAACGCAGGUCCCACCUGGCAAAGCACAGAGUCUCGAGGGAGUUCAAAUGUGGAGUCUGUGGGAUUGAAUUUAAGGACAUACAUCAUCUUAGGAGGCACUCUGUUGUGCACACCGGGCUGAAACCAUACAAGUGUUCGGUGUGCCAGCGUGGCUUCAACCAGACGAGCCACCUGAAAUCCCACAUGCGCCUGCACACCGGGGAGCGGCCUUACAAGUGCCAGCUCUGUGACAAAUGCUUCAACCACAACGUGAGCUUGAAGAGUCACGUCCAGCGUUGCCACAUGUCGAGCUCUGGACCUCGACAGAUAGAUGAAAGGGCAAAUGAUGCUGAGGGCAUGAAGAAUAAGAGAGACGUGGACUCUGAGUUUGACAGCGGAGAAGAAAAACAAGAGGUUCAGAGGGAGAGAUCAGUGAAGCCGAAAAAUAAAAGAAGCACAGGUAGGCCCAGAGGAAGGCCGAGGAGAAAUUCGGCAGGGGAAAUUAAAGGCAAGCGUUCAAACGCAAAAACGCCAGAAUCAAAGGCGCAGAAGUUAAAGAAAACAGGCUCCAGUGAUGAGGAGAGUGAAGACAAGCAGUCAGGCAGUGAUGGAUCCUUUGACUCGGCAGAAGAGGAGGAGGAAGAAGAAGAAGAAGAGGAGGAGGAAGAAGAAGAAGAAGAAGAAGAGGAGGAGGAAGAAGAAGAAGAAGAAGAAGAGGAGGAGGAGGAGGAGGAUGAGACAAUGAGGAGGAGCAUGGAGAGCACAAGAAGGAGACCAAACAAUGACAGUGACUCUGAUUUUGACCCAGAAGUAGAAGCAAAGAAAAAGCGGUACAGCAGCCAGAAGAGUGUUAAGAAACGGAGAGAACGAUCAAAGAAGGGUCUAGUGGUCUGAAGUCUUUUUUUUUUUUUUUUAAAGCUUUAAUAACAGAAGGAUCCCACUACACAGCCACUAUUGUUAUAAUUCAGUAAAUACAUGAAAUCAUUGCUUAAUGUGAGAAACAAAGUAUCCACACAAGACUGUUUGGAGUGUUGUUUGCUUUUCAGAAGCCUUUUUUUUUAUCUUGUUAACAGUUGUCGAGAUGAAUUACAAACAGAUGGAGGCUGAAGCUACAUUGCGGCACUGCUUGCCUGAAGAAGAGCAAGUCAGUAUUUGUUUAGAUUCAAAAUGAAGAUAAUGUAAGAACUGACUUCAUAGCACUUUCUUUUAUUGUUGUCGCUGUAUACAGUCAGUUUAAAGUCUCAGAUUAGCUCUGGCACAACGUGCAAUUUCUAUUUAUUUUUUCUAUUAAGAUGCUUAAUUAUGUGACUUUGUGAAGAGAAAAAACGUCAGUUAAUAUUUCCUGUUUUAUUUCAUCUUUAAAUAUUACAGAAGCUUACACAACAAUGUUCUUUUAUUUAAUUAAAAUUUAUAUAAAUA